AUGUUACGCCACGUGCAGUAUAUCGCCCUAUUUGUCCUUGCCGUGGAAGCAACGGCCUGGAGCCAUGCGGACAUAGAUUUAAGACAUGAAUUCGGGAAUGUGUUGGUGCCGCGGCAGACCACAAACCUGCAGACCUUCACCGGCGCACUGGGAGGCGCUGCCGCCGAGCCCAUAACGAGCACUAAUGACCAAAACCGGCCCUUCGAAGUUGCCGGUGAUACAUUUACCGACUUCAAGUCAGCUGCCAGCCGCACCUGCGAUAACCAGAAAAACGCAUGUGCAAAGAUCGCCAACAGCGGGGGCAAUAGUAACGGUCUGCAAGUGAGUGACUGCGAUAAACAGCGGGAAACCUGCUUGUCGACGCAGGAUAAGGCGACGGUGACGAGUUUCGACUCUUCGGCGAGUAGCCAGGCGCAGGCGCAGGUGGUUACCAGUGAUGAUGAGUUUACCUACUUCUGCGACCCUUGA
Molecule: messenger RNA, 468 nt
Organism: Pseudogymnoascus verrucosus
Lineage: Eukaryota; Fungi; Ascomycota; Leotiomycetes; Thelebolales; Thelebolaceae
Exons: 3
Coding region: 1-468 (155 amino acids)
Source: RefSeq, a predicted model, not a curated record